This is a messenger RNA of Rodentolepis nana, 3924 nucleotides long. The record is from the annotation of a GenBank genome assembly. NCBI's taxonomy places the organism in Eukaryota, Metazoa, Platyhelminthes, Cestoda, Cyclophyllidea, Hymenolepididae.
AUGGCCUACAACAACUCUUCAUUCUCUGUAAAUAAGGAAUUGGAGGCGGCCAAUCACAUCCUCACUCAGAUAAUGUCCAAUAAUUCAAAUAUCACUCUUAUUUUCAUGAAUCGUAUCAAUGGCACAAUUAUUGACAUGCCCUCCUAUGAUGAGAUGAUACGUUAUCCCGUCUGGCUAAAGUUAAUAGACAGCAAUUUGCAGCGUGACAAGUACCCUGGCAUUCGCGAAUUUGUCUGUGAUUUCCGACUAAUGAUUGCCAAUUGUUUUCGCUUCAACGGAGUCAACACAAAGCUCGGUCGAAUGGCAGAAAAGCUGGAAACUCUCUUUGAACAGAAGCUUCAACUCCUUCCGUGUGAUUUGCGGGCAAAAACCACCAUGAGGGCUUGCUUAGGCAUCGAAGACCCGAAAGUAGAUAGUGACAGUGGUACCAUUCGCCGUAGGGCUACAUUGAGGCAUUAUGGCAGUGGUUUGGAUUCUCAAAUUUGCCCUGUUCGUGCUCUAAUGGAGGAGAUUGAGCACGCUCUAGAUCUUCCAGAUUUUACUAGCGGCUUUUCCUCAUCUACUCCCACCCCAGCUAUUGCUGUACUCUAUGAAUCUGCUCCGGAUACUCCAGUGAAUAGCUCAAACAGUUUCGCUCUCCUUGUCGCCAGACUAACAGAAUGGCGUGUCAAACAACAUGAGGCUGAGUUGAUCUCUAGUUUCAAGGACUGGUGGUCGGCUAACACUGAAGCCAAGGAAAAACUCGAUUCUCUCCGAAAAUGCCCACAAUUUCUCGAAGUCUAUCAGCAUCUUUGGCUUCUUGAUCCCUUUAUUGGAAUUAGUGAUGCAAUGUGUGCAGGAACUGUGCUCUAUCACAAUGCUCACAAUGUGUUUACUAGUGGGGAUGGUAGUGUUGAUAGUGCUCUUAUCCCUUUCUCUUCAAAGUCAAUAACGUCAAACCGAACUUUCUGUUUGGCUGAAUUGGAAUAUGCUCUUGCAGGUGCUCCACAGGCCUCUAUUUGCCUCUCUGGGGCUAUCUCUGCCCUCAUAAACACCCCGAGACAGCGUGAAAUGGUCGAGGAAGCGAUUAAAGCCCUGAAAGUGCAUUCAGAAGACACGAAGCCAGCUAAUGGGAUGAAUGGAAACGGUAGUGCGAAGUCGGAGGUAUUCGACGAUCUUUCAGAUUCAGAUGAAGCCAUUCCAAGUUCGGGUAUGGGAGAGAAGGUUCGCGUUCCUCCAAAUAGGCGAAUUCUCAAUUCCCAUGUAAACACUCUCAAGGAAUUGGCUGUUCCCACCUACGAGACUUGGGAACGGCGGUUAUCAGCAUGGUUGGAUCAAAUUUAUGAAGAUUUAUCGUUGGAAAAACGACUUGAGGAGCCAACUAGGUCUGAGAGACGAUACGGGAUUUCGUUUGCAUUCUUUGAAGUCUGUGGCAAGGAAGUAAACCCCCUUAAGGAGAAACGCUUCCAUCAAUUAACUCUUCUUCAACAAGUUAAUAUUCUUCUUGCAUUAACAUCGUCACUCUUGCUAUCUAAUGGGAGUCUUUGCUUCUCAGAGAACUUACGCUUCUCGAUUGAUAAAGCUGACGAUUGGAAUGUUUGCAAUCCUACUGUUCUCGGUAUCGAUCCAUUCCGGGGCAUAACGUACAUGCAUUUCCCACAAAUGUUGUCAUCGGAGUCACCUCGAGUCUUCCAUUACCGAUAUCCCACGCCGGAUUAUGAUGCCAUUACCCCAGUACCUUCCAAUUUUUUGCCUGCUUUGACAAUCGAUACUGACCUCUACGCUCUUCCCACGCCCGUCUAUCGUCUUCCUUCAUGGAUGGAUAAAGAACUCGCACAAGGUGUCAUCUCUCACGUGCUGAAUCUUGUAGAAAAGGAGAUUGCAGUUUUGUCGAAUCGUAUUGUAAAUACUGAUAAGAAUAGCAAAAAUGCGAAGAAAGACAAACAGAAAAUGAACCAUCUAAAUCAGGUGCUAUUGUACUUUAAACCCGUUGAUCCAAAAACUGGUAUCAGGAACAAGUCAACUAAGUCCAAAUCGAAGAGUAGAAAGUCUUCUCUACCUCCAACUUUCUUGAAUGGAACCGUUCAGGAUAUUCAGCUUUCUGGAUUCACGUUUGUAGAUAAACUGACUUGUGGAGUGGUCCCUACUUCGGUUACUUAUGCUAGACCAUCCAACUACAUGUCCAAGUCAUCCAUGCGCCCAGUUGAAAGUACUGCCUCUCUAGCGGAAUCAAUUGCCAACACAACUGCUACCAACAUUUCUGAGGCGCCCACACCUAAUCCUCCUCCAUCCUUUUCCCAAGAAGAAGAUGAUAAUUCAAAUUUCCAACCUAGUAGCAAUAACAGUGAUGUCAAUUUCCAACCAGACACUCUGGAGAGUGAAAAUAGUGAGGUUCAACCACCGUGUUCUCCCUCCACUGAAGCACUCUCUUGUUCUCAAGAUGCCAUUCCCGUUAUGGAUGAGGAGGCGAAAGCGGCUGAAAAUGAACUUAUAAAGAAGACGGAUGAUUUGAUGGAACAAACUGAGACCGAUGACUAUAAAAACGCUACUGAGCAGCCUGAGGGUCAAGAGGGUAAGGUAGAGUUGAAAGCGGAGAUGGACAGAGCGAAAGAAAUAUAUAAUAUGAUUAUCAAAGCCACCGAGGUUGAAAUUGAUAAAGAGAAUUCUCUCUUUGAAACCGUGGUGUUUGACUUUGAUUCCCUCGAGAAAUUCACUGAGGAAGUUACCCAUCGGCUGAGCACUGCUCGCCAUUUGUUGGAGGCGUUAAUUGAGAAGUGUAAAAUCCAGGAUGAUCAGGACCCAAAACUUGAGGUCGACACAGAGCAGAAAUUCCAAAUCGAUGCUAGUGGUUCUACCCCAGCGGUCCCCUUGUCAAAUCCUCUUCGAAAGAUUGUCGAUCGUUUUACCUCGGAGUUGGGAGAUGUUCUUUACUGCAAUAGUAUCAAGACGGAUCGGGAGCUUAUGAAUUUAUUGGAUGGUUUAGAGAAUACUGUAAAGAAGGAAGAGGAUGAGUUCAAUGAGUUAAUCUCAGUGGCUCCUGAAAUCAAAGAGCCUAAAAAUACUAGAAAAAGGCGUAAUACUGCACCUUUGACUCUUCAAUCCCAAAGAAAGAAGGCUCGCAGAAGUGCGGCUGCAAAUCAAGUUGUCGACAAUGUUGAAGAGGAAACAAUUGUGGGUGAAAAGAAGUCCUCUCCGCAAUCACGUCUUGUUGAAAUUUACGAACAGGCUGUUAAUUCCCUCUCGGAGCUAGACAAAUUAUUGACUAAGAUGAAGGAGGAGGUAAAUUCAAAUCAAGAUGAGCGACUUACAACCGAACGAACUGCUGGAAUGCUCCUUCGAAAGGACAUUGAAUUUCGGUUGAAACCACCACCCGUUGUUGAGAAAAAGCGAACAGUUGUAUCGAUCAGAUGCCCAUCUCCUCAGAUACAGACCACCACCAGCCCUGCUCAACAACAGGAACCAGCACGUCCCACAGUCGUCUCAAGUCCUGUCCGACCCAUAAUUCGACCCAGCUUUAUCGUCCCUUCACCAGCUCGAAUUCUUCUUCCCUCAACUAAUCGGGGUACACUCUUUAUCCGUCGGCCAGUUUCCUCAAGUCUGCCCAUCCCCCGACCAAACCCUCCCCCACAUCCACAAAUUAGACCUCGUAUUCCUCCUUCGAGAAUAUUCCGUUUCUAUGGAAACCUCUUUACCGAAGAUGGAUCUCCCGUAAGACUCGGUUCAGAUGGGCGAACAAUGAUUCAACUCCCUCCAGAAAGCAUUCCACCCGAACAGCGUCAGGCAGUACUGGCUCAAAUACAGCGAUAUCGAAGUGCCACGGCAGCAUCGACCUUGAAUAGUAUUAAUGCUGGUUCUGUGAAUAGUCCCACAGUUACCUCUUCUGCUGCUACUCAGUCCAGGCCUUCGGUGAAUUCUUUAAACUCGACUGCGGCGCGAGACCACUAG